This is a messenger RNA of Naegleria gruberi, 957 nucleotides long. RefSeq lists its product as uncharacterized. NCBI's taxonomy places the organism in Eukaryota, Heterolobosea, Eutetramitea, Acrasida, Naegleriidae. The transcript has a single exon. Bases 1 to 957 code for a protein of 318 amino acids. The record is from RefSeq and is a predicted model, not a curated record.
AUGGCAGCACCUGAAAAACAAUUUAAUUGGAGAAUUAUAAAACAUGUACUAGUACUCUUGUUUUGGUUCAUCAAUACUGGUGUUUUUGCAUAUUAUAUUUAUUCACAGGCAGUUUCAUUUAUCAAGACUGAACAAUCUCCUGUGACUUCAACUUCCUAUUCAUAUGAAGAUCCAUUGAACUAUCCGACUAUAACAAUUUGUGAUUGGAGUAGAGAAUCAUCAUUUGCGGCUACUUGUCCUGUUUGUACAUUUGAAUACAUUUCGUGUUAUUGGUAUAAUUAUGCAGAUGACACAAAUAAUCCAGUGGCUUGCCCUCUAACAUUUACCUUUUUUAAGGAUGGUCAAUCUUGCUUUGAGGCAAAUGCAGAUAUAAGCAAAUUGCUGACUGCCAAGAAAAAAGGAUAUCUAGGAUCAAUCAACAUGUUAUUUAGAAUUCCUAUCAAUUAUACUGAUCCACUUCUUAGUGCUUACAGACUUGGAGCUUCUAUCACUUUUAGAGAGCCAGGAACUCUACUGGGAAGCAUAUUUGCUGAAACUAAUUAUGCCAUUCCAGGUCGAUAUAAUUUAUUUUCAAUCAAAAAGGUGGUCUACGAGAAAUUGCCUAAACCUCAGACCACCUCUAUUGAUGAGAUUCCUUUACCAACAACAGAUUCUUCAACAAAAACAAUUUCAUACGAGGCAACCUAUUCAGCCCUCAAACGAGUGAAAACUGCAGACAUGACAGACAAUGAUUAUCUGGAGCAAAUUGAGGUGGCAUUCACAUAUGAAGAGUUAAAGACAACAACAAUUACAGAAAUUCAACAAAAAGAUGGUUGGAGUUUGUUUGGAGAAGUUGCUGGAAUGGCUGGGUUAUUGCUUGGAUUGGAUAUUUUGAAAUCGUUUAGACUUUUCCUAAUGUUUCCUCGUCUUUUCUUCAGACAAACCUCACUUGGAAAAAUUUGGGAAGCUAUGAAUUAA